UUCAAGUAUGUCUGGAUGAGUUAUUAAAAAGUCUUCUAUUUCUUUCGGGAAUAUGUUUUCACCUCCCCUGAUGAUCAUUUCUUUCAGCCUACCGACGACUCUUCCGUACCCAUUUUCUUCAAUAACAAAUUGGUCCCUAAUAUACAUAUGUUUAUAAUAUAAUAAUCACACAAAAAAUCACUCUGGGAACGACCCAGUCGAUGGAAACCUAAAGGAAGCAAUAUAAGACGUUGCAGCUCAGUGAACAGCGGUUAUUUAUGAUUUAAGUUUUUACAAACAAAAAGAAGGCUACUUUAUUAAUUUGUUACCCUACCUCCUGGAAAUACAACCCUACAACCAACCAUUGUAAUUAAGAUAAAGCCUUCUCUGGGUAUCGUAAAGAUUUAUUUGUACGUUGUUUUGUUUUGAUAAAAUAUUUUUCCUGUUUCUCGGGAAUCCUGAUGAAACUUCUAUUCAUUGGCGCAAUUUGGAAUGAUAACAAUAAAGAGUGACUGUUCACUGAGAUACUACAUAUUUGGUUGCUCCCUUCACCUUUCCAUCAAUCUAUAACAUAGUGAUAGAUUUAUCAAUAACCCCGAUACUGUCCGUUGAUUUAUAUAAUAAAACGUACAGUGUGUUCACAUUAAGGACUUAUCACCCUAUUCAAAUCUUAAUUUUUUUCUACUUCUACUCUUACAGACUCCAACUUCAAGAAGUGCUAUUACGGAUUAUUCCAAAAAAAAGCUGAUGGCGGAUUCUUAGAGAACACCUAUAAUCUACGGUCAUGGCUCAAGUAAUUCCUACGAAAGAACAGCUAAAGAAAAGUUCGAGAGUAAAUUUUACUCAAACGGAUCCUGGGACAAAGGAUGAAGUAAUCUAUAAGCUUUUUACCAAAGAUAACCUCCGAAAACCAAUAUUAGUAAACGACGAAACCAUAAUUAACCACAUUAAGGACAAACAUAUACCAAUGGUACUAUUAAUACAUGGAUGGACGACGGACGACACUUCGCCUUGGUACGAUCCUCUCCGAGACGCGUACCUAGAGAGCGGACCCCACAACAUCAUUUAUAUAAAUUGGUCUAGAGCUGGCAAUCUAACGUAUGCGAUUUCUUGUGCAAAUGUGAUACCAGUGGGCCAAUACAUCGCCAAGUUUCUAACAGUUACUGGAGUGGAUGCAAAAAGAAUACACUUGAUAGGUCACUCACUGGGAUCCCAACUAUCAUCUUAUAUAGCAAAGGCGUAUUUGCAAUGGACCGGCUUGAAAAUCGGUCGUAUUACGGCAGUAGAUCCCGCAGGGCCCAAAUGGGAGCGUACGGAUGUUCGAAAAGACGAACGACUUAGCGAAGACGAUGCUGAGUUUGUGGACAUAACUCACACAGACGUGAGCUAUUACGGCUACGCGGCACCUAUCGGUCACGUUGACUUCUACCCCAAUGGUGGAGUACAACAACCGGGGUGUCCUGACGAAGAACAGAAAGAAAACUGCAAUCAUCAUCGAUCCACUUGGUUAUUCUUAGAGUCUGUGCGCACCACAGUGGAGGCUCGUGAGGCCGAAUACCUAGAUGAAGGCAACUAUAACGUCACGAUUAAUGUAAAACCAAAAGGCAAGGUAGUGACUUACGGACAGCACGUGGAUCAAAAAGCCAAAGGCAUUUUUUAUUUUGAAACGAAUGGUCGAAAACCCUUUUUAAAGACAUUACGAUAAAUACAUCCCUCCC
Cylas formicarius (sweet potato weevil) is the source of this 1697-nucleotide messenger RNA. RefSeq names its product lipase member H-like. Gene Ontology annotation, molecular function: lipase activity. The transcript is spliced from 5 exons. The record is from RefSeq and is a predicted model, not a curated record. NCBI's taxonomy places the organism in Eukaryota, Metazoa, Arthropoda, Insecta, Coleoptera, Brentidae. The coding region runs from base 764 to 1684 and encodes 306 amino acids.